AUUGCUGUGACAUUUUCUUGUAAAUUGAGCUGUUCAAGGAUCUAGUUUUAAGUGAUCGUUCUUUUAAUUGCACUGCAGGUAAUUGCAGCAAUGUUGAAAAAACAUAAAUGUACUUUGAGCCUUGGUAAGGAAAGAUGAUAAUUACCUUAUUACUUAUUACUAGCAAAUCCUUUACAAACUAGGGUAUUAUUUGUUUGACAUAUUUUUUCGUUCGUUUAACACCAACAGAUAUAGACAAGACAACUCAGAAAAAGAGAAGCAUACAAUACAACAUUGCUCAGUUGACUCGCAAAGCAUGCUUGAUCUCCCAGGAUCAUCCGAACACGUUUGACCAUUUCAGAAGCGAUACUGCAGUGACAGCAGAGCAGCAGCGGCAGUUGUUCGAGGGAGACAGCUAUGUCAUACACCCUUUAAGUCUCUUCAGGUCAUCUAAGUCUUAAAAUGCUGAAAGACCAACGCUUUUAGCUUCAAUGCUAGUCGUUGGACGAUCUUUCUACUGAUACAAAGAGACAUAGAGCCUUUUACUCCAAUCUCUGAACUUGUAGCAUACAGUAAAUUCAAUCAUAUUAUUAUAUUUAGUCUAUAGAUUUAACAAGUCAAUACUAUAAUUAAGUUAGGCUUAAUCGUAAUUCGUCAGUAUUUUUGGUGUAACAGUUCUGCCUUGUUGGCGCGGCUUACAAAUAAACAUCACUAUUUUAGUCUUUAUUGGGAUGGUGUGAUGACUGUUUUGAACGUACUACACAUGUGCUGCUCCACCUUCCGCCUGUGCUUCGUCAUCGACUACCCGCACCCCCCACAACUCCACAAAACUGAUAUAUUUAUGCUAUUCCUAAACCUGUUAGCUUUAUUGGAUACGAUUAUCAAAUUCAAUACUGGUUUCUUCCAAGAGUCCAUUCGUAAUGUAGUUAUGCUUAGAAAACAAAUUGCUUGCCGAUACCUCCGUUACAAAUUUUGGAUAGACUUUUUAUCGUGUGUGCCAUUACAAUUCAUAUUAUUGAUUACCGGAAACAGAAUGAGGCGCUUCCAUUUAUUAGCACACCUUCUUCCUCUCCUGAGAAUAGUAAAACUUAGAUCAACUAUAACAAAUUUACACACUGUCGUAAAGAUUUUCACGUUGUCAUUUGUCUGGCAUCGAUCAAUUCACCAUUUAAUAUUGUUUGCGGUGUCGAUGCAUUGGUCCAGCUGCUUCCUUUACACUCCUGUUGUAUUCACAUAUUAUUGGACUGGGAGUAUUCCAAAAGGUUAUAAUACAUUUUUGAAAUCGACCGAAGCAGAUGCAGAUGGCGACAUAACUAAAUUUUCUAUCUGCCAGAAAUACCUACAAGCAUUUUUUGUUUGUCUAUCCACCUUUUUUGGUACAGGGUUUUCUACGUACAAAGUUAACAAUGCCGACGAAUUUGUCAUUCAUUCUUGCAUUAUACUCUAUGCCUCAUUGUUUAUGGUUUAUACAGUAGUAUUCCUGUUGAAGAUUUACAUGACCCAAUAUAAUUCAACGAUGCGUUACAACGGUCUGAUUAACCAAGUAGAGGCAUACAUGCAGCAAAAACAAUUCCCUAAGCCGUUGAAGGAACGAGUAUUCACUUUUUACACUUACAAAUACGAAAACAAAUAUUACAAAGAAGAUGCCGUAUUAGAUUGUCUCUCGGAGCAGCUCGGACACGAAAUCGUAAUGCACACCUGCAAUAGAUUUAUCCAGAAGGUAAAGCUGCUGAGGGGUUUGGCCGCCCACCUGAUGGGCGAGCUGAUGAGCUACCUGAAACCCGAGGAGUACCUCGCCAGCGACCUUAUUGCUCGGGCGGGCGACAUUGGAGAUUGCGUUUAUUUUAUUGCUUACGGCACUGUUGCUGUUUACUCCUUGAAAGGAGCAGAGAUAACGCAUUUAGAGGAUGGCGAUCACUUUGGCACGGUUGCAAUGCUGAUGAAGGACUCGAAGCGAAUCGCAACAGUUGUCGCCGUUGAGAUCACUCACUUAUAUCGAUUGGACGCCAUUUACUUCCGCCAGUACCUAAUGUCCAAUAAGAUCAUCCGGGAAAGAGUUGAGACUAAGGCUUCAAAGAGAAUGCAUGUGACAGUCUUGCUAGAUGAAGAGUUCCGUAGAAAACAAGAGAAGAAAUGGGAAGAUAAUAUUGUGUUUAGUCAUGAUUUUACUUAGACAGCUUUAUAGAAAA
Molecule: messenger RNA, 2168 nt
Organism: Pieris napi
Lineage: Eukaryota; Metazoa; Arthropoda; Insecta; Lepidoptera; Pieridae
Product: potassium/sodium hyperpolarization-activated cyclic nucleotide-gated channel 3-like
Exons: 10
Coding region: 719-2152 (477 amino acids)
Biological process (GO): monoatomic ion transport; transmembrane transport
Cellular component (GO): membrane
Molecular function (GO): monoatomic ion channel activity
Source: RefSeq, a predicted model, not a curated record